CCGCCGCCCCGCCGUCGCCCGCUAGCCCACCCGGAGCCGCCCGCCCGGCGUCCCCGCGCUCCCGGAGGCGCCCUUUGGGGGCCACUUGGGGGCCAGUCCUCUCUGGGUAAACGGCAAGGAACAAAUUCGCGUGGAUGAAAGUAAAAAUAUCCUGGUGGGGGUGAAAGGGAGGUGGGGUUUGCCUGCGCGCGCGCUGGACUCGGGAGAGCAACUCCGGAGCGGCGCGCGGUGUCGCCUCCCGCAGGCCAUGGAUGGGCGGGAGGAGGACGCAGGGCGCCGCGGCCGCUCGCGCCCCUAGCCCGGCGCUCCCUCGCCCUCCCGGCCCGCUCCGGUCCUCCGGGCUCUUGGCGACUGUGUCUUCACCGCCCAGACGGCGCCGGGGAGCCGCCGGUCUGCGCUCCGGGCCUCCGGGAUGUGCGCGUCUACGAUGGGAACGCUGUGGCACCAUUGGUCCCCCGUGCUCGUCAGCCUGGCCGCCCUCUUCUCCAAAGUGGUGGCAAGCCGAGGCAUCCUGGAGAGCAUCCAGAGGUUCUCCUCGCUGCCCACCUACCUCCCAGUGACCUACCACAUCCACCACGCGGACGUGUCCUUCUUCCUGAAGGAAGCCAACCAGGACGUCAUGAGAAACUCCAGUCUGCAGUCGCGCGUGGAGUCCUUUCUGGUUUACAGAUCCAAGAGGUUCCCCGUCCUGAACGCCAGCUACGGGCCUUUCGCCAUCGAGCAGGUGGUGCCCCAGGACUUGAUGCUGCCCUCCAGCCCGUUUGGAUUCACCAGCACGUUUUCCCUGAACUGGAAGCUGAAAGCGCACAUCCUGCGGGACAAGGUCUCCCUGAGCCGGCCCCGCGUGCACGUGCUCUUCCACGUGGUGGGCAGGGACUGGGACGACGCCGGCCCCGCGCAGAGGCUGCCCUGCCUGCGGGUGUUCGCCUUCCGGGAGACCCGGGAGGUGAGGGGCACCUGCCGGCUGCAGGGGGCCCUGGGGCUGUGCGUGGCGCAGCUGGAGCUCCCGGCCGGCUGGUUCGGGCCCCCCACGGUGGUGGCCGGGAGGAAGAAGUCGCCCGAGCCCCCCGAGGGCAGCCCCGUGGAGCUCUACUACGCCCUGCAGCCCGGGGACGAGCGCGGAGACUGUGCCAGGAGAGCCGGAGGGAUGCGGACGGGCCGCGGCGACAUCGAUGAGUCGGGGCCUCCCUUGCAGAGGAUCGGCAGUGUUUUUCUUUACCAGACCCCGAGCCGGCCGCCCCUGAGAGAGCUGCGUUUGGACAACCACGUGGCCGUGCAGUACGUGCCAAAGACGGUCAGGCAGGGAGAUGUGCUGACGUUUCCCGUCUCCAUCUCCAAAAACUCCACCGAGGACCGCUUCACACUGAGGGUAAAGGUGAUGAAAGGCAUGAACAUCAUUGGGGUGAGAGCCAGCAGCCCUUCCGUGUGGGAGGUUAAGAAGAGCAUGGAUUACGCUGGGAAGUACACACCGGCUGUCAUCGUUUGUCAGAAGAAAUCAGCGGGCUCGGAAAACAGUGUGGAGGGCGCCUCCUAUGAAGUCAUGCAGAUCGACGUAGAAAUCCAAGAGGCCAGUGACCCGCCAACCACACAGCUUGUUACGUGGCAGGUUGAAUACCCAGGAGACAUCACAUCUGACUUGGGCGUCUCCAAGAUCUACGUGAGCCAGAAGGACCUGAUUGGCGUCAUCCCACUGGCCAUGGAGGCGGAGAUCCUGAACACAGCCGUCCUCACUGGGAAGACGGUGGCCGUGCCGGUGAAGGUGGUCUCCGUGGAGGAGGACGGCGCCGUGACCGAUCUCAAGUCUGUGGAGUGCCGCUCUUCCGAUGAAGACGUCAUUAAGGUUUCUGACAGGUGUGACUACGUUUUUGUCAACGGGAAGGAAAUGAAGGGCAAGGUGAACGUGGUGGUGAACUUCACGUACCAGCACCUGACCAGUCCUCUGGAGAUGAUGGUGUGGGUGCCCCGUCUGCCCCUGCAGAUCGAGGUCUCGGACACCGAGCUCAACCAGAUCAAGGGCUGGAGAGUCCCCAUUGUCUCCAGCAAGAGGCCAGCUCGGGACAGUGAGGAGGAGGAAGAAGAUGAGAAGAAAGGCCGGGGCUGCACUCUCCAGUACCAGCACGCCAUGGUGCGGGUCUUGACUCAGUUUGUGGCCGAAGUGGCUGAGCCCGGGGGGCAGCUGGCCCACCUGCUGGGCUCCGAUUGGCAGGUGGACAUCACGGAGCUGGUAAAUGACUUCAUGCAGGUGGAGGAGCCCCGGAUUGCCAAGCUGCAAGGGGGACAAGUCCUGAUUGGCCAGGAGCUCGGGAUGACCGCCAUUCAGAUCCUGUCGCCUCUGUCAGAUGCCAUCCUGGCCGAGAAGACCAUCACCGUGCUGGACGAGAAGGUGACGAUCACAGACCUCGGGGUCCAGCUGGUGGCAGGGCUGUCCCUCUCCCUGCAGCUCAGCCCUGGAAGCAACAGAGCCAUCUUCGCCACCGCGGUGGCUCAAGAACUUCUGCAAAGGCCCAGACAGGAAGCAGCCAUCAGUUGUUGGGUCCAAUUCAGUGACGGCUCCGUCACCCCCUUGGAUAUUUACGACGCGAAAGACUUCUCCCUGAUGGCCACGUCACUGGAUGAGAAGGUGGUCUCUAUCCACCAAGACCCCAAAUUCAAGUGGCCUAUAAUCACCGCUGAAGCCGAGGGACAGGGUGCCCUGGUGAAGGUCGAAAUGGUUAUUUGUGAGUCAUGCCAGAAAUCCAAACGGAAGAGCGUGUUGGCCGUGGGGACAGCCAACGUCAAAGUUAAAUUUGGCCCAAACGAUGCCAAUCCCAACACCAGCGACAGCAGACACACGGGGGCAGGAGGUCACCUGGAUAAUAAUGUCAGUGACAGAAGACCCAAAAGACCCUCGCAAGAAUGGGGGCGUCAAGAGGGACGGUACUACGGCAGUUCUUCCGUGGGCCUCAUGGAAGGAAGGGGCUCCACCACGGAAAGGUCCACCUUCCAGAAGAACCGUGGCCAGGAAAGCCUUCUGGAUGAUGACAGCCAUUUGCAGACCAUCUCCAUUGACCUCACCAGCUUCCCCGCCCAGGUGGACCUGCCCAGAAGCUAUGGGGAAAUGGAUGAGAAUGACCUCACGCAGGCCUCCAAAGGGCUGAGCGACUUGGAAAUUGGGAUGUAUGCCCUGUUGGGUGUCUUCUGCCUGGCCAUUCUGGUCUUCCUAAUAAACUGUGUGACCUUUGCGUUAAAGUACAGGCACAAGCAGGUUCCCUUCGAGGAACAAGAAGGUAUGAGUCACUACCAUGACUGGGUCGGGUUGAGCCACCGGGCCGAACUGUUGGAGAAUCACAUCAACUUGGCUUCCUCCCAGGACGAGCAGAUCACCGCCAUCGACAGGGGCAUGGAUUUCGAAGAGAGUAAGUAUCUCCUCAGCACAAACUCCCCAAACAGCACCAACGGACAGCUGUUCACAUCUUCAGGACACGCACUCAUGGACGGGAGUGAUCCGAAAAGCGAGCCCCCAACGUCCCCUACCUCAAAAAGGAAAAGAGUGGAAUUCACCACUUUCACCACCGUCUCUACGGAUGACAGAUGCCCCGCCGUGAACUCCAUAGCGACCAGCAGUGAGGAUGCCGUGAAAUGGGUCUGCCAGGAUCUGGACCCUGGGGGAUGCCAAGAGUCAUGCGGCUACAUGGAAGGAUUACAUGAAGAUGUGUAAGCCGGGCCUUCACAGACAUUGGUUCUCACUCACCUUUCGGCCUUUAACUUGGGGAUGUGGGGCAACCGUGUGCCCGGUGGGGAAAUAAAAAGACGGGACAAGAUCAGGGUGACGCUAUCCACAGAGCCACAGACAAUGACCCUGGCUCCCCUGGGACGGCCCCGAGUUGGAAUUGAUGUCCACAUUCCAGGGUCCAAUGUUUCUGUCAGUGUUAAGGGGUUUAUCAUGCACGGCGAGAUUCUUACAUUGGAAGAAAGAUGAGUUCUGAAUCACUGAACUUCAGAGAACCUCCAGGAGAGAACAGUCCCUCUCUUGCCAUCUCACUUUCUUUCAUCGAAGCCACACAGCUGCCGUAUUCAAUGUUGUGGACCACAGGAGAAAAAUGAGACUCAGGUUGGGCUCAAGGGGAUGGAUGGGAGGAAGCGUGUCAUUGGACCUCGGGCAGCACAGCUGGCUGUGAGCAUAUGAGCAGAGGUGGAGUCUAGCGCCACCUAGAGUCAGCUCUUGGGAAGCAAGAGUUUCGAGUUUCGAGUUAUUAUCUCCCAAAGGCUGGGGCAAAGCAAGGCAAUCGCUGAGGAGGAUUGAAAGGGAACAGGAGGGUAAAUAGGCCACCAGUACCUUUGUAACUACAUGCCAAGAACCACCACCCAAACAAACAAAAGCGCUCUGAGCCGUUCAGAGCAUCCCUUUACUAGUAAACUAGGGAGCCUGGGUGUAGACUUUCAACUGGGUUCGAAGGACCAGAAAUUUUUUUUUUUUUUUUUUUUUUUAGCAAAUUCACUAUGUUCACCUUUGUACUCCUCCCCCACCACGCCCCACAUCGCCACCUUUCCAAAAGUCAUUGGUCACUCGGCAGUGGAGGGCAGUGUCACCAUUCCCUCUCUUCCACUGUGGCGUCUGUGUCAACCCCCAGGUGACAUUCUACGCUGAAGCCCCACUGGGCAAACUUCACACGUGUCCUUCUUUGAAGAGGCUGGUCUUGGAGGGUCAGCAGCGCGCACAAGGAAUUCAACACCCAGGGAUGCUCCUUCCCCUUGCUUUUCUGGAAAGCAGGGUUCUUCUGUGAUGCCUCUGUGGACGGUCCCAUCCAGUCUGCUGCUCAAGGUUGAUGAGAUAAAUCUGGGUGUCCACACGGAGGGUACAGGGCGGGGAGAGUUGGGACUCGGGGUGUGCGAUGAGGUGGGUUGGGCAGGAAGCCUGGCCCAUUCACACACAGGGGGGCGGUGGGGGAGGCUUCUUCUCCACCUUGGAGGGAUGGAGGGACCUGAGGUAACCACCUAUGGGGCAGAGAGCUGGGUUAUUUGAGUGUUGGGUUCUAAGGUCAGUUUCUCUUUCUCUGUGUGCCUCUCUGUCCCUGUGUCUUUCUGAACCUAUCUCUCUGCUUCCUCUGUCUCUCUCUCUCUCUCUCUCUCUCUCUCUCUUUUUCAGUCUCUAUGCAUAUAAUUGAAUUCUCCUGAGAUCAAGUGUGUAAAUUCCACCAGUUCACCCUCUCAACCUCAGCACUCUCCCCCAAACUAAGGUGCUGUCCGUUUGCUCUAAGACUGAGAUUCCAGCAGCCAUCAGCUACCUGCUCCUGUCCCCCACUUGACUUACAUUGUCUGGCUGGGUGAUUAAACUGUCACCCCUUUUCAAGGAUAAUCCUUUGCUUUCAGUAACCCCCCUCAUUUCUUUCAUUCUUUCCCACGUGAUGUUCCGUUUCAUAACGCUGCCGCUGCCCCCUCUCAAAUCCGUCUGCGUGCAGAAUGUAUUGUAGAUAUUAAGAAUGUAAUAUAUAUUUAUAAACUUACCGGCUGUAAAUAUAAAAUUUGCCUUCCACGGCUUUAUGGCUGUCCUUUGUCUUUCUACACACUGACCCCCUCCCAGCGGCUGGCAUCCAUGGCAAAUGGCCCUCCAAAGCUGAGCUCUGGGGAAAUGAAGAAGCAGAUUGACGGAUCCCGGCAACAAUCCGAUUACAGUCUUACGCAGCGUAAUGCCUCUCUCUGUGUUGAGGCGAUGUUGACACAUGAUGACAAAGUACAUUGUGUACUAAGUAUCUCUCCUUCAGGACCUGAAAGGAUUUGAAAAUCAAUCACGUGUGCAGUUCUCUGCUAAAAGCCUGCUGACUGAUGGCAGUAAGUGAGAACCACGGCAGGCAAGCGUGUAGUCCAGCCUCCCUUUGGGCUGGAGCAAAAAGGGCUCUGUCCUGUCUUUGGAUCUCACACGUACAUUCAGAAGUCAAUUUCCUGAGGCACGUGUGUGCCUGUGGUGACUCUGGGCUGGGGUGUUUUUAAAAAGGUUGAGUUUUAGAUUCCUCUAAUAAUCAAAUGCAGUCCCGAGACGAUUCCCCAGAAAAAGAAGUUGCGUGAAAUCCUUGUCUUUGUGCAAACAGUAUCAAGUGAUGGGUCAUUGACUUAUUCACCUGGUAUUUAUUGAGCACCUCCUGUGUGCUAGGAACUAGUGCAAAUACAGGAGGUAAGCGGUAAAUAUAACAGACCCAGGCCGACGCUCAAAGACCUUACCUCUAGCCGGGGCUGGGGGGAUUAACAGCAAACGAAAUAAUUUUCAGAUGGUCAUAAAUUGUAUGAAGGAUAAUAAAACAGGUUACAGAAUAGAAAAAAGACUGAGUCAACACUUAAGACUUUGGCCACUUCACCUAAAAAAUCUGGAUCUCUGCCUUCUCUUGAAAAUGCAGACACUCUGGGAAAAUGGGGCUUACAAUCAGCGUGGCCCUUAUUGGACAUGGUGAAUUUGCUGCUGUUGUCUCCAGGCAGACGUCCCUGCAGGCCUCUUCACACCCAGUCUCCCCAGCCCAGAGGGCAAACUUUCAUUUCACCGUUUCUCCUCUAAUAGGGAAAUACUUCUCCCCAGCCAUGUCUCUAACCCCCAAGUGCAAAAAACAAAAAUAGGUGGAGGGAGCUGUGUGUUCUCAAGACAGAAUCAGGAGAAGUGUAUUGUUAUAUGAAAGAGAGCGCGUACCCCUGUGCGUCUCCUGGGAAGAGAGGGAACAUCGCCUAAAGAACACAGCUUACGGUGAUCACACUGCCCUCUGUGCACCCAGAGCCCGAGAAAGAAAUGCUAUGAACGUCUUAACGAACUGACUUUUCAACAGGGUGUCUUUGGGGUGUGAAUAAAAUAAGUGAUGCUGCUGGGUUCCUCCUAGCCUUACCUGCUUGCUCAUUUCCACCUCCCGCGCCAAGCCCCGGCCCCCCUCCCUGAGACAGUGAGUUCAGGUCCUGUUGCCUAAGACCAGACCCCCAAGCGCAUGGAACCCGGGAUCAUCAGCGCCCCCCAGUGGAGGCCGUGGCUUCCUGCGGCUUUGGGUGCCCCAGACUUGAGCAAUCCAUUACCAGCUGCCGUAACAAAGUCCCGCAAGCUGGGGGGCUUGAGCAGCGGAAAUGUGCUCUCCCACAGUCUGGAGGCCGGAAGUCUGAGAUCAGGUGUCGACAGCGCUGGUUCCUUCUGAGGCUCUAAGGGACACUCUGGUGCAGCCCCUCUCCGGCUCCCGGGGGCGGCCGGCCACCCUUGGUGUCUCUUGUCCUGCAGCCGCUUCACCCCGUCUCUGUCUCCGUGUUCACGUGGUGUUUUCCCCAGGAUGCGCCCGUGUGCGUGCCCAGAUUUCCCCUUUUUAGAUGAACAGCAGGCAAGUGGGAGUAGAACCCACCCUGUUCCAUGAAGACCUCGUCUUAACUAACUGCAUCCACAAAGACCCUAUUUCCAAACAAGGUCACAUCUAGUUACUGGGGGGUCAGGACUUCAAAACCUGAAUUGGGGGGACACAGUUAAGGCCAUAACACCGGCCUCUGGCCAGAGGUCUAGGGCAGCUAAACUUGUGUGCAGACCCAGGGCAGCUGACUGCUCUACAGACCCACCAGGGCACUGGGCUUCCAGGAACGUGUCUUAUCUAGAAAAGCCUCACCUUCUCCUCAGUUUCACACCCACCUUACAAAUGAGGCUGUGCUAAGACACCCUGGGAGAGCAAGAGAAUGGUUUGUCUGUUUCCCUCUGGGGAAGCUCAGAACUGUGAGUUAACUACCCCGUGUGUCAUUUUCCAAGACGCAGUCAUUAGCUCCCACCGGGGAUGCCCCCCCCCACACCCCGCUUUGCUGUGGCUGCAGCCAUGGAGGCUCCGGCAGGAAUGCGGGUGAAGCAGGGAUGCUCCCCCAGGGUGGCGCAGGUCCUCCAGCCCAGGGAUCAGGGAUGACCUGAGGGGUGAUGAGCGAAGAGGAUGCUGUGGCCAGAGAUCCGGAUGCAAGUUUGACCCCUGACUGGCCCCAGAAGCCUU
Molecule: messenger RNA, 7958 nt
Organism: Globicephala melas (long-finned pilot whale)
Lineage: Eukaryota; Metazoa; Chordata; Mammalia; Artiodactyla; Delphinidae
Gene: TMEM132D
Product: transmembrane protein 132D
Source: RefSeq, a predicted model, not a curated record